This is a messenger RNA of Rhinichthys klamathensis goyatoka, 5190 nucleotides long. RefSeq names its product zinc finger protein 407 (gene znf407). The transcript is spliced from 9 exons. Gene Ontology annotation, biological process: regulation of gene expression. Gene Ontology annotation, molecular function: nucleic acid binding; zinc ion binding. Bases 232 to 4899 code for a protein of 1555 amino acids. Gene Ontology annotation, cellular component: nucleus. The record is from RefSeq and is a predicted model, not a curated record. NCBI's taxonomy places the organism in Eukaryota, Metazoa, Chordata, Actinopteri, Cypriniformes, Leuciscidae.
CGAUUGGCGCACGUGAUCCGCGUGAACCGCUUUGAGGUUCCCAUCUCCUCCUUCAAUCAGAAGAUCUGGCUGCGCUCGAGCCCCUGUGACGUAACAGCUAGCAGACUACGGUGCGCCGUUUGUGACCAAGAGCAGAACGCGCGAAGUGAGAGAAUACGAGCGACAUUUCAGAAAGGUCCAUGGAUCCCUCACAUGGAGCCUAGUGAUUCUUGCAUGUGAACCGACAGCAACAUGGACAAUCCCAAACGCAAGUUAAGAUCUGGAAAGGAGGUUUUGAAGGACAAGGGCCAAUCUAAGGAAAAGCCCAAUGAUACGGGCUCAGGAGAUGCUUCAUCAGCACAUAAAGCGUCUGAGGAUUCUGGACAUGCUGUAGAGGAAAGUGAGCGUGAGGACCGGUCUGAAGAACAUGGCUCUCCACAAACAUCCGAGGCUUUGGUUUGUUCACUUUGCAACUUUGUUGCAAAAACUCAAACUGCACUGAAAAUUCACUCGACGAGGAAACACUCUCAUAAAGGAGGCGUACCGAACGACACAGGGUUGAGUUCUUCGCAAAACACACCCCGGGUACAAGAAAGUGAUGCUUGUGCACCUCUGUCAGAGGAGGACACACAGACCGAGAGCGAACACACACACAAGGCUGACGGAAGAGCCAGUCCCACUCAGAUCCUGCUGGAAAUAGUUGAGCCCAUCUCAUGUGGAUCAGUGAAGGACGAGGAAGACACAAACCAGACCUGUACAGAUGGCCCGGAUACACAAGCAGGCUGCAGUUUGGAUUCGGACACUAAAGUGAAAAGCAAUAAAAAUGGUGGAAUUGAUGGACAUUCAAAGCCUAAUACUUGUGUAGAGGAAUUCACAGAUGCACACAGUGCAGAAAAGCAUAUUAAAAGGCAACGUAACAGCAAGUCGGAUCAUGAGAAGCACAAACGGAAGAUGUUGGAGAACCAGGAUUCAUUAGAGACAGAGAAGACUGAAGGCCGGUCACAGACACAGGAAUCUCGGACUGAAGGCCGGUCACACCAUCAGUGCGGCCGAUGCGACUUCACAGCCAACAGCUCCGUCAUGUUAGCGCAGCACAUUAAGACGGCCCACCCGCCGGAGCACCGCUUCCACUGCCGGCUCUGCCAUUACUACACCAGCACCACUGAGGCCAUGCAGAGCCACCUGUGCGAGGAAGCCCACCUGCAGCUGGCCGACCAGAACCACACCAGCGCUCUGUUCGAAGACUGUGUGGAGAAGAUCCUGGUGAUCCUGUCCGAUCAAAGAGAGCCUGAAGAUCAGGAGGAGGAACAGCUGAGGAAAGACUCUCCUCACAAACGCAAGCGCGGUAGACCGAAGACGUCCAGCGAGACCGUCUGUAGACACUGUGGACUCGUCGCGUCCAACGCCACCAACCUCAGCGUCCACAUCCGCCGCAGGCACAGCCGGCUCUACAGCUUCGUCUGCAAGCUCUGCAGCUACUACUGCGUUACCAAAGGAGACAUGGACCGCCACUGCGAGACCAAGAAGCACCUCAACAAGAUGCAAGCCGCCGGAGGAGACGACAGCGGUGUAGUUCUGCUGGACUCCGAGCAGCCUGCUCAAGCUAAGACAACAGAGCUAGCACACACAGUAGCAGAGAUCGAGAUGACGAUUGAGGACGAUGACGUGGAUGAGGCCAGUGUGCCGCGCAAGAGAAGCAAGCCUGAUCUGGGUAACGUCUGUGCUCAGUGUGGCUUCCCCGCUCACUCCGCAACGUCUCUUGCUCUCCACGUGCGACGCAAGCACACCAAAGACUUCGAGUUCGUGUGUCUGGCGUGCAGCUACUACACCGUGACACGCAGAGAGAUGUUCAGGCACAUGGCCACUGAGAAACACAAGCAGAAGCGAGAGAGUUACCUGAAGAGACCGAAGCGAAGCUCCAAGCCAGAGACUGUCGGCGGAUCGGAGGAGGACACGACUGAAGAUGCAGAGCCUUCGAUAGAGACGCCUGAGGAUCAGGAUGGAGAAAAACAAUCUGCUGUGAAGAAUACGGCCAAAGACAAGGAAGAAUACCCAACUGAUCCAACGGAAGAAUCCCCAACUAAUCCAAUGGAAGAAUCCCCAACUGAUCCAAUGGAAGAAUCCCCAACUGAUCCAACGGAAGAAUCCCCAAUUAAUCCAACGGUAGAAUCCCCAACUGAUCCAACGGAAGAAUCCCCAAUUAAUCCAACGGUAGAAUCCCCAACUAAUCCAAUGGAAGAAUCCCCAACUGAUCCAAUGGAAGAAUCCCCAACUGAUCCAACGGAAGAAUCCCCAAUUAAUCCAACGGAAGAAUCCCCAACUGACCCAACGGAAGAAUCCCCAACUGACCCAACGGAAGAAUCCCCAACUGACCCAACGGAAGAAUCCCCAACUGACCCAACGGAAGAAUCCCCAACUAAUCCAAUGGAGGAAUCCCCAACUGAUCCAACGGAAGAAUCCCCAACUGACCCAACGGAAGAAUCCCCAACUAAUCCAAUGGAGGAAUCCCCAACUGAUCCAACGGUAGAAUCCCCAACUGAUCCAACGGAAGAAUCCCCAAUUAAUCCAACGGAAGAAUCCCCAACUGACCCAACGGAAGAAUCCCCAACUGACCCAACGGAAGAAUCCCCAACUGACCCAACGGUAGAAUCCCCAACUGACCCAACGGAAGAAUCCCCAACUGACCCAACGGAAGAAUCCCCAACUGACCCAACGGAAGAAUCCCCAACUAAUCCAACGGAAGAAUCCCCAAUUGAUCCAACGAAAUCAAACGAGACCCAGUCAAAGACGAUUGAGAAAGACUCAAUGCUGGAGGAUAUGGAUGAGGAAAACAUGUUUUAUGAGGAUGAAACUGCAGACUUAGGAGAUGACAGUGAGAAACACCUUAGAGGAGCACAGUUUGACGCUUGCAUUUUCCCUUUAAAAACACUAACAGAGCACAAGAUCCCACAUGACGGAAAACAAACGACAGGCGCUUCCGUGAGGAAGCCGAAAACUCCCGAGACGAAGCCGGCCAAACCGACUCCCCGCAUCCGCUGUGAGGACUGUGGGUUUCUAGCCGAUGGCUUGAGCGGCCUGAACGUCCACAUCUCCAUGAAGCAUCCGUCCAAGGAGAAGCACUUCCACUGCCUGCUGUGUGGGAAGUCGUUCUACAGCGAGAGUAACCUGCAGCAGCACCUGAGCAGCGCGGCUCACCUGCGCAACGAGCACGGCAGCGUGGAGGACCUGCCCGACGGGGGCGCCAGCUUCAGGUGUGUGCGCUGCAGCGAGCCCUGCCACACCGAGCAGGACCUGUUCCUGCACAUCAAGGAGAAGCACGAGGAGCUGCUCAGGGAGGUCAACAAGUAUGUGGUGGAGGACACGGAGCAGAUCAACCGGGAGCGGCAGGAGAACCAGGGCAGCGUCUGCAAGUACUGCGGGAAAGUGUGCAAGAGCAGCAACUCCAUGGCCUUCCUUGCCCACAUCCGCACUCACACAGGAUCCAAACCGUUCAUGUGCAAGAUCUGUAACUUUGCCACCGCUCAGCUCGGAGACGCACGCAACCACGUCAAGAGACACCUGGGCAUGAGAGAGUACAAGUGCCACAUCUGUGGAUGGGCCUUUGUGAUGAAGAAGCACCUGAACACUCAUCUACUGGGAAAGCAUGGACUGGGUCAACCUAAAGAGAGAAAGUUUGAGUGUGAUCUGUGUGAGCGCAACUUCAGUGAGAAAUGGGCUCUGAAUAACCAUAUGAAGCUGCACACCGGAGACAAACCCUUCAAGUGCGGCUGGCCCUCGUGCCACUACGCCUUCCUCACCCUCUCUGCCAUGAAGGACCAUCACCGGACACACACAGGAGAGAAGUCUUUCCUCUGUGAUCUCUGUGGGUUUGCUGGAGGAACUCGUCACGCUCUGACCAAACACCGGCGCCAGCACACAGGUGAGCGGCCCUUCAAGUGUCAGCUGUGCAGCUUCGCCUCCACCACACAGUCUCACCUGACGCGGCACAAGCGUGUGCACACGGGCGAGAAGCCCUACCGCUGCCCCUGGUGCGACUACAGAUCGAACUGCGCAGAGAACAUCCGUAAGCACAUCCUGCACACAGGCAAGCAUGAGGGAGUGAAGAUGUACAACUGUCCCAAGUGCAGCUACGCCACCAACGGCCCCAUGGACUUCAGGAACCACCUGAAGGAGACGCACCCGGACCUGGAGAACCCAGACCUGGCUUACCUGCACGCAGGAAUCGUGUCGAAGUCGUUCGAGUGCCGUCUGAAGGGUCAGGGUGCGUCGUUCGUGCAGGCGGAGGCGGCGUUCGCCCCGGAUGAGCCUGAGCUGGGGUCCGAGGCGCUUCAGCAGGUCAUCAUCAUCCAGGGCUACGGCGGGGGAGAGGUGGCCAUCGAUCAGGCCCUGGAGGAGUCGGCCGCCGCCACGCUACAGACCCUGGCCAUGUCCAGCCAGCUGGCGGAGGUGCUGCACCUCACUGAGGACGGGCAGCUGAUCGCCUCCCGGGACCAGACCCGAUACGUGCUGGUGGAGUCGUCCGGAGAGGCUCGAGGGCAGGAGGAGGCGGAGCGCGGGGUGUGUGAGUCCUCCUCGGCUCUGGACGCGCUGCUCUGCGCUGUGACGGAGAUGGGCCAGCAGGGCGGUGCUACAGAGAUCACCUCCGAUCAGAAGAGCGACGCUCAGACGCCUCUUGCUCAGGUGUACGAGGAGACGCCGGAUCAGGUGAUGGGCUCGGCCAAUCAGCACACGUCUGAGCAGAUGCAGGAGGUGCUGCAGUUCGCAGCCAGUCAGCUGAUGAUGAAGGAGGGGCUUACGCAGGUGAUUGUCAACGACGAGGGCACGCACUACAUCGUCACUCAGCUGGACGACUCCACGCUGCACGUCGAGGAGCCGUCCGGAGAGGAGACCGUCGUUUACUCCGAAGUGAGUCAGGAGUGAAGUUUCUCUCCAUUUGAAGACAGUCACUCAGCUGGACGACUCCACGCUGACCGUCGAGGAGACCGUCGUUUACUCCAAUGUGAGUCAGGAGUGAAGUUUCUCUCCAGCUGAAGACAGUCACUCAGGGUCUUUUCCCAUCACAACGCUUUGUGGGAUUUUUCUUUUUUGAUUCUAUAUGCAACAGGCACAUAGCUGUGAAAUCUUAUUUUAUGUGUGCAAAUGCAACAUAUCCUUAUACUAAGGCUAAUUCAGUUCAAUGUGUGUAGAUGUUUAGAUUACUAAUGAAAGCCU